Haplochromis burtoni (Burton's mouthbrooder) is the source of this 3353-nucleotide messenger RNA. Its product is annotated as perforin-1. Gene Ontology annotation, molecular function: pore-forming activity; calcium ion binding. The transcript has 7 exons. NCBI's taxonomy places the organism in Eukaryota, Metazoa, Chordata, Actinopteri, Cichliformes, Cichlidae. The coding region runs from base 841 to 2826 and encodes 661 amino acids. The record is from RefSeq and is a predicted model, not a curated record. Gene Ontology annotation, biological process: leukocyte mediated cytotoxicity.
UAGUUUUCAGUGAAUAUGUCUGUGACAACAUCUUUAGCAGUUCAAAGUAAAGGUUAUACUUCUGCCCACUGGUAAUAAAGCAUGAGCUAUCUCAUUAUCACUGCAGCUGAUCAUAUUAAAGCUGAAAUCCAAGCUUAAUUAAAAAUCAUAUAUAUGCAUUAUUUUAGCAAGUGUUCAUUUUUAUUUCUUAUGUAGAGGCACUUAUAACACGCGCUAGCCUGUUUUAUUCAUUUUAGUUGCUUUGUCGGCCAUUUUUAUAGCGUGACUCCCAUUCCUUAAGGUAGUGAGAGAAUGAAAAGGAUUCACAUUUAGAUAUUUUUCAUGCAGUGCUGUUGAAUUUCAUAGGUUUCCUUUGUUUAAAAUAGUUGUUCUUUUUUAUAUUUGUGCAACUUAGAUUUACUUUUUUUAACUACUGCAAAAUAAAAUGUCUUUUCAAAAUACUCUUACGCUGUAUUACGCUCUUACGCUCAUUUUCUCUUUCUACAGAUUAUGUGUGUUUCUUUGUCAGUAUUUGCUGCUUAAACUAUUUCCUGUAAUAAGCUUUUGUGAGACCACGCCACUUGUACAAAGUAAAGAAACCUUGGUUCUCAGGAACCCACCACUCCCUCCCACCACUUCAGAGAAAUGAUAGGUUUGUGGUCUCUGGUUCCUCACUGACUGGAAAGCCAGUCGAGCUUUUAUGUUGUCACUACUUGUGCAAGGGUGUCUGUAGACCAUCGUCUCCUCCCCCUUGUGCUCGGUAAGCUGAAGACCGAUAGAGCUAUUAAAGCACUGUUUGUUUCCUCUCUGUUCUUUUAAAGACCACUGUCACUUCAUACCACACCCCCUCACCCCACCCCCAUGCCCUGCUUUUGUGACUCUUAUACAUUAAGCACUGGUAUUCCUGCUAACUGCUGUCAGUUUCACAGUUGCACUGUGAACCAUCAAGCUGAAGGAACUGGUGGGGUACAAGAACUUGAAAACCACUGUGAAAGCAACAAGUGUCCAAAGAAAACCUUUGAAAGACCUUCAGAAAGCCUGAAGAACUGUAUAUUUAGCUCCUUCGUCCACAUCAGCAGCAACAUGUUUCAGGUGAACAUCUGGAUCUGUGCUGGCCUCCUGCUGUCCCUCCCUCACUGCACGUUUCAGUCGUGCACAGAAGGGACACCAAAACAGUGCGCCGAUGCAGAAUUUGCUCCGGGCAUCAAUUUGGCCGGAGAAGGCUUCGACAUCACCAAAAUGGAACGUAAAGGAGCCUUCGUGCUCAACAUGAAUGUGUGGAAACGCAAAGAUAAAACAUGCAUGCUGUGUACCAACCCUUAUCUUGAGAACAUAAAGCAAAAGCUACCCCUGACAGUGGUGGACUGGAGGGCAAAACAGUCCUGCAGCGCCAAAGUUUCCACUAAACUUCACAAAUCCAGCGAGUCUCUUGUCAGUUCCAGCGUUUCUUCUGUUGAAAACAACUGGAAGACCGAUCUAGAAGUUGAAAUAAAUGACAAAAGUGGCUCUGUUAUGCUGGCUGGUACCAAUUCUAAACUGGCAGAGUACUCCAUGGAGAAAACAAAGAGUGACAAAUUCAGCUUCACUAGCCAGAGUGUGUCGUGUGAGUACUACAGCUACCGAGUGUCAAAUACUCCAAAGCUGCACACAGAAUUUCGGAAAGCAGUGAAAGAUCUUCCCAAAUAUUACGCCCCAGAAUUCAAACAACGGUUUUACAAACUGAUUGACAACUUCGGUACCCAUUACAUCACAAAGGUAAAGCUCGGAGGAAGUAUUGACUCUGUGACCAGCAUCAAGCAGUGUCAGGCCAGCCUGCAGGGACUCAGCUUGGAGGAGGUGGAGCUGUGUCUGGAAGCUGAGGCGUCUGCGAGCAUUAAAGCUACAAUAAAAGCCGAAACAAAACACUGCCAGAAAGCUUCAGAGAAGUUGGAAAAUAAGAACUCUUUCUCCGACCUCUUCAAUGACAGGUUUACAGAUAUAAAAGGUGGGCAUACCACAGACACAGACCUUCUCUUCUCUGCGGAAAAAAAUCCAGCUGCCUACAAGGAAUGGCUGGAAACCCUACCAAAAAAUCCAGAUAUCAUUUCAUACUCCUUAAAUUCCCUUCAUGAGUUGCUUCCUGCCACAGCCAAAGCCCGGAAAAACCUGCGCUCUGCCAUUAGCCAUUACAUCCUGGAGAAAGGCCUGUGGAGAAACUGCAGCGCUCGCUGUCAGGCUGGGAUUAAGAGUGACUCGAGGGAUUCCUGCGUCUGCCAGUGCCACAAUGACCCCGCCGUGAACCAAGACUGCUGCCCAGCUCGUAAAGGUAUGGCACGGGUCAUCAUAACAGUACAGCGGGCCACUGAUCUGUGGGGGGACCAUACCACUGCUACAGAUGGCUAUGUGAAGGUGCACUUUGCUGGAACAGUGGCGCAGCGUACUCCUGUCAUUUAUAACAACAACAACCCACACUGGGCCACGGUCAUCGACCUGGGCACGCAGGAUGUCUCAUCAAUUACCAAAUUCAGAUUUGAAGUCUGGGACGAGGACAGCAAGUGGGACGAUGACCUGUUGGGAGAAUGUGAGCCACUUUUGACUUCUGGAGUUACAACCGAUCUCUGUCCUCUGCAGCACGGCCAGCUGUUCUACAAAGUGGAAGUGCAAUGUGCUCCGAGUCUGACUGGAAAGUCAUGCACGGAAUAUAAACCCACUCCUAUUAAUCCAAGUCUGAAAAAGCUAUAUGUGUCACGCAACGCUCAUCCUAUUCCACCGGCCAUCCUGUCAAAAAUGGGCGUGUUUGUGGACAAAUCAAGCUCAUGGAAAAACCAGAGUUUUGCUCGCAAGAGCUUCACGUAUGGCAUAAAAUAACACGCACUUACGAAUUUGGACUGAAAACAGAUCUCAGGAUUCACUCGAAAACCUAACCAGAAGAGACUCGGCUUCAACGUGAAGGAUUCAUUCUUUGCUUUCAUCUUGCAAUUUCUAGACUAUACCUUAUCCGUCACUAAUAUUUCUCCAUAUAGGAUCAUUUGUGCAAUGUUUUAAUGUUCUAGAUGUCAGAAAACUGGAUUAAUAUAUUCAAAUACAUUUAAUAAAUAUUUUGUGUUUGUUUAUGGAUGUAUGCAUUUGUAUUCCCUAAAGCCAGUUAGAUAUGAAGACAUUAUGUAGCCAUGUCUGUUGUAGAUCAUAUAAAAGUUUCUGCUAAUCCAGCUCAACCUUAAUUUAUAAUGUUAUUAUCCCUCAUUAAUAAUGAUUUUACCUACAUCAUUAGCAAAAUGAAUUUUCCUGCAUUUUGCAGCAGUUUAUGUGUCAGUUCAAGUAUUUGCACAAUGUUCCAAUAUACCAUAUCUGUUUUAUUCUCACUAUAAAUGGAGCUUUAUUAUGCACAAUAAAUA